AUGAGGGUUGAAUUCAAGCUAAUGAUGCGGAAACCUUAUUGUUUUAUAACCCACAAUGAGACGAGUCAAAGUGCGGCAGUUCGAGAGACCCCAAAAAGCGUAGCGUACUGGCUUUAUGGGAUUGCCGGAGCGACCAUCGUUGCUGUCAGUCUUGGCGGCAUCACGCGGCUGACAGAAUCCGGCCUUUCUAUGACAAGCUGGCAUCUGAUUAAAGACAUCACGUGUCCAACGUCAGAAGAAGAGUGGCAACAAGAAUUUGAAAGAUACAAGACAUUUCCUGAAUACGAAGCUGUCCAUUCUGAUCUUACUCUUGAUGGAUUCAAGUUUAUUUAUUACAUGGAAUGGGGCCAUAGAAACUGGGGCCGCUCUAUUGGCGUCAUGUUCCUUCUCCCAUUUCUAGGAUUCGCAGCUUCGAAGAAAUUGUCGCCCCAAGUUUUCAAACGUACUCUCGGUCUGGGAUGUUUGCUUGGAUUUCAAGGCGGGCUUGGAUGGUACAUGGUGAAAUCUGGUUUAGAAACGCCUCAAGAUCCCAACGGCCCGGUUCGAGUGAGUCCGUAUCGGCUAUGCGCGCAUUUGGGCACAGCAUUCACCUUUUUCGUUGGCAGCUUGUGGACCGCGCUCGACAUUUCAUUUCACAAUCGCGGACAGCCUACAGCACUUCCCGAUCAUCGCUUGACAAAUGUCCUCAAGAAGAAAUCAAUUGCCCUAGCAGCGUUUACUUUCUUUGUUGCAAUGUCGGGCGCUUUCGUUGCUGGUAACGACGCUGGUAUGGUGUAUGGAACUUAUCCCAAAAUGGGCAAUGAUUGGAUUCCUUCUGAUUACUGGGAUAAGCAGCUCAGCAAAGUCCGGAAUAUGUUCGAAAACUCGACUGCCGUGCAGUUCAACCACAGGACUUUCGCUCAUCUUCUCAUUUUGGGAGUGACAUCGUGCUGGUUUAUGGGACGAAAAGCUGGGCUAAUUGGACGACCAAUGAUGUUUUUAAACGCUGCCAUGGCCUUAGUUUACCUGCAAGCAUGUAUGGGCAUUGGCUGUCUUUUAUACGAGGUGCCAGUUCCACUCGGGGCGGCGCAUCAGCUCGGCUCUGUUUUUCUUCUCGAUCGCGUUCUUGGCUCGCGACAAGACAUCUUCAACAAGAAUUUGCUGAAAUGGAUUGGUAUCAUUUUGGGUGUUGUCCUGGCCUUCGUCAUUGCAGCUGCCUGCUUGUAUCAGCGUAAGAGGGCGGCCGUGAAUCCACUUGAAGCUCUGAAAUCUCGACAAUCAAAAGACAGUACCAAGCACUUUGACGUCAACAAAGCGAUCAGGGCUCACGAUGCGAGAAUGGCGACGCUCGGCCGCAAAUACGGCGAUGAUGGUCAUCUUAUUUCUGUUUGA
Molecule: messenger RNA, 1371 nt
Organism: Oikopleura dioica
Lineage: Eukaryota; Metazoa; Chordata; Appendicularia; Copelata; Oikopleuridae
Source: the annotation of a GenBank genome assembly